This is a messenger RNA of Aegilops tauschii subsp. strangulata, 3487 nucleotides long. Its product is annotated as cysteine-rich receptor-like protein kinase 44. Gene Ontology annotation, molecular function: protein kinase activity; ATP binding. Gene Ontology annotation, biological process: protein phosphorylation. The record is from RefSeq and is a predicted model, not a curated record. Lineage: Eukaryota; Viridiplantae; Streptophyta; Magnoliopsida; Poales; Poaceae.
GAAGCGACUCUCUGUUACGAUUUACCAGCCACUGCCACCUCCGCCGGCCAGCAGCAUGCCCCGACGCCUCCCAGGACCCCAAUCCUCAGCCGGCCAGCAGCAGGCGCCGCCAUCUCCACAGGGCUCCUCUUUCCUCCCCGGGCACGACAAGAAGGCCCCACUCGCCGGCCUCUUGUAGCUAUCAAUCUGCUUUUGCUAAAGAGGAAAAAAGCUACCAAGAUGCUCACUCUCCUUUAUUCCCCUGCAUCAACCACUGCCGUCGACUAGCAGCAUUCUUCUCGCCCCCGGCCGUUUCCAGGAAAAACAACAGCAUGGAUUAUGCAAGUUCAGAGACAACAGUUAUGCCGCUAGAUUUAUUACGAGAAAUUACUAAUGAUUUCUCCGAGGAGCGUAGGAUUGGUAGCGGUUCCUAUGGAAAGGUUUACCUGGGAGUGCAUCAACAUGGCAAAAGGAUUGCUGUGAAGAUACUCUAUGACAUGCCAGGAAUUGAUGAUGAGCAGUUUCAGAAUGAGUUUAACAAUCUUACAAGGCUCAGACACCAAAAUAUUGUGCGAUUAGUUGGCUAUUGCCACAAUAUUCAGGAAAUACAAGUAGAAUACAAAGGUAAAUUGGUUCUUGCUGAAAAGACACAUAGAGCGCUCUGCUUGGAGUAUAUGUCUAAUGGAAGCCUUGACAAGUAUCUUUCUGAUGAGUGUGAUAGAUAUGAUUGGCAGACAGGCUAUGGAAUAAUUAAGGGGAUUUGCCAGGGUUUGAAAUACCUCCACAAUGAAUUAAAACCUCCUAUUUAUCAUUUGGAUUUAAAACCAGCCAAUGUAUUACUGGAUGAGAACAUGGUUCCCAGAAUCGCAGAUUUUGGGAUGUCAAGGCUCUUCAGAGAUGAAAAAACACGAGCUACAAAUAGUUCUUUAGGAACAAUUGGGUAUUUACCGCCGGAAUACAUUUGCAAUAAUUUAAUCUCAAAUAAGUUCGACAUAUUCAGCUUGGGUGUUGUAAUCAUAAAGAUAAUGGCAGGACGUGCGGGCUACUUCAAUAGCGCUAACAUGUCUUCCCAGGAAUUCAGUAAUGUUGUGCAGUUAAUCUGGACAAAUAGGCUACUUGAAACAUCAAACCUGAGGAAGGCAUAUUCCGAACAAGUAAAGAUAUGCAUCGAAAUAGGUUUAAGUUGUGUGCAGGAGGACCGACACAAAAGGCCAACUAUACAGGAUAUUGUUGAUAAACUGAAUGCCACGGAAACAGAGUGUACUUAUGCAUCAAGAAAUGACCUGUCGUUGAUGUGCCAGAUUAUAAAGGACGAUGAUCUUGAAGAGCUCCGAGAACUCAGUUCUAUUGAUUAUAGAAUUGUAUAUCACGGUAAAUGGAGAGGCUCUGAUGUUGCAAUAAAAAGAACCAAUCGGCGAUGUUCUUCCGACAGACUCCGGAAUGAGUUUUGGAACGAAGUAUCUAACCAUGCAGGUCUACACCAUCCCAAUGUUGUGGCCUUUUAUGGUAUUGUUCUAGAUGGACAUGGGGGAUCCAUUGCCACAGUUACAGAAUACAUGGUUAAUGGCUCACUUAGGACGGCUUUGUGGAAGAAUUCCAAGAGCCUUGGCCGACACAAGAGAUUAAUUAUAGCCAUGGAUGCAGCUUUUGGAAUGGAGUACUUGCAUCACAAAAACAUAGUGCACUUUGACCUCAAAAGUGACAAUUUACAUGUUAAUUUAACGGAUCCACGACGCCCAAUAUGCAAGGAAAUCGUUGGAUAUGUCUGUACAUCCUUUUAUCUCAAGUCGAUGCCAUGGAUCGCGUUCCAGAAAAUUGGUGGCUAGAUAAGAGAUGCCAUGGAGCCUGAGCUCCACAACAACUUCCCGCUAGUACGCGGCGUCCCCAUGCACUCCCUUAAUCGACAUCCAUUCCUCCUGUUCUUCCAUGGAUGACAUCCAUGCUUUCAAGAAGGGAAUCUCGGCGGAGCUGAUGGGCUAGGGUAGCCUUGUAAAAUAAACAGUAAGCGUUCUACCCUCGUGAGAGGGCCGCAUGUGUAUUUAUUGAUAUGAUGUGGCUUAUCCCAUAGGCGCAUGCAAGUUGAGAUUACAUUUCCGGAGUACAAGGGAUAGAGAGAUAAAAAACUUUAAACCAUGAGAUACUAAUCGAUCUCUACAACUAACUAGCUCUAACAGAACAUAUGCGCCCGCCUAGGAUAUGUUCAAAAUAGCCCCUUAAUUACAACUUGAUCAAGUUGACAUUACGUUUGAAUUCUUCAAAACAUCUUGUGGGCAAUGCCUUGGUGAAGCCAUCUGCAAUAUGAUCUCUUGAAUGAAUAAAAUGAAUAUCCAACUGUUUGUUGCAAACACGUUCUCUCACAAAGUGAAAAUCUAUCUCAAUAUGUUUUAUUCUGGCAUGAAAAACUGAAUUAGCAUAAAAAUAAGUAGCACCAAGAUUGUCACACCAAAGACAAGCAGCUUGUACUUGUGUUACUCCAAGUUCACUUAGCAUAGACUGAAGCCAGAUAAUUUCUGCAGUGCCAUUUGCUAGUGGCUUAUAUUCAGCCUCUGUAUUAGACCUAGAAACAUAUGCCUGUUUCUUAGCACAUAUAUUAGAUUUGGACCAAAGAAUAUGGCAAAGCUACCUGUGGACCUUCUGUCAAGAAGACUUUCAGCCCAGUCAACAUCAACAAAUUCACUGAAAAGGGUAGGCCAAUGACUGCUGCUGUAAAAUCCGUGCCCCCUUUUGUCCUGUUGUAUGGUGUGUUUGUUUUGGGUUGGGAAUUUGUGACUGCCUUUUCUUUGGGUCAGUCAAUACAUUAAUGGGCUGAGGCCCAUUAACUAUGUGACCAGGCUACCUUGAGGCCCGUUAACUGUGUGACCAGGCUAGCUCUGUCCAACCCAUCUAAAACCCAGCCCUUCACACCCUCCCUUUGUUUUUUUCUUUCUAUUUUUAUGUUUCUUUCGCUUUUUAGUAUUUUUUUCUUAUGGGUACUUUUUUAUGUUGGUUGAGUGUAAAUGUAUUCAUGCAAAUGCUAUACAAUAAGUGUGUAACUACACUAGAGCGUGAAAAUUGCAUUAUUAUAUAUGUAUUCAAUUGCAUAUUACGGAAAGUGCGAUUUUCACUAGUUGGAAAAAACCUAGUAGCGGCGUUCCGAAACGUUGUUAUCAACGCGGAGGCCCGACGCCGGUAGUAUGACACAUGUGGUAAGCUGAUACUACGGGCGUCGGUCAUGAACGCCACUUGUAUAUGUGUCAAUGUGGCGUUGGGGAUCAACACCAUUAAAAUACUAAUAAUCACUAGCGCACCCUAGUGAACAGACACCGGUAGUACUACUCACGUUUCAUUUUGCCGGGACUGACUUUGAGCUGCAGGUCCCUCUCAUCAGUAAACCACGACUGUCAGAUAAGCGUGUUACACUAAUAUAGUGAAAAUAUUAAUUAACUAAAUCUUAGUUAAUAAUCUUAGUUAAUAAUAAACUAGUUGGCAUCCAUAUAUUACAAAGAUUUGAACAGUACUAUUCAAAUCA